UAACUCUUCUACCUUUUAAGCAACUGUUUUCCAGAGACAGCCUCUUGGUGACAAAAGUCAGAGGCCACCCCAGCUGAGUGCUGUCUGAUGCUUUUCUUACUCCUCGUUGGCCAAGAAGAGAAAACCAAAAAUAAAUAAAUAAAUGUGCUUCCAAAGUUUACAGUAAACUCUUCCAGCCUCUCCCUGCACCCCUUUCAUUCUUUCAACAGAGAAGAAGCCAAAGGAAGCCUGAUCUAAGACGCCUGCAGGUUGUUGGAUCAACUUUGUUAUCUGUCACCUUUAUAAGAACCAGGAACUAUUCCAAGUGGGAGAAAGUCUGUGCCAUACAAUAGUGAUAUAUGUUUCCUUUUUUUUUUUUACUGAGAAAAGAAGAGGUCCGAAAACGCUCACAAAGCAAAGCAAGCAAAGUUUAUCUUUUUUGGAUUAAGCUGAACACUCGCCCUUCUCUUUGCCAUGAUCCAGUGCUGUGGGACAUGUCUCGGAUCAUUUCUUGCAAUCACAGUGCUGUUUCUAUUCAGAGAGGUCAAAGGAAAUUUUUGGCAAACCAAAGCUAAAUGGCUUACAUAUAAAGAUGAAUGUUUGAAGAGACUACAAGAGUCUACAAUUAGCACAGGAAUAUAUUGUAAUGGAAGUUUUGAUCAGUUUGCUUGCUGGCCUCAUUCGCCACCAGGAAAUAUCUCUGUUGCUUGUCCAUCUUAUAUACCAUGGCUUAAAAAUGGAAGCACAAGGAAAGUAUACAGAGUCUGCUUGGACCAAGGGAUUUGGCAAAACAUCGAAAACACAACAGAAGUUUGGAGUAACCGUUCAGAAUGCCUCGAGGAGAAUAAUUUUAAAGAAAAAGCAGAAGACCUUACAUUGUUUAUGGUGUUCGAAAAACUUUCUACUGUGGGAUAUUCUAUUUCUCUUGUUUCCCUUGUCUUAGCACUCUUCAUACUGCUGUUAUUUAGGAAACUGCAUUGCACAAGAAAUUACAUCCAUAUGAAUCUCUUUGCUUCGUUCAUCCUCCGAGCUGCAGGAGUUCUAAUAAAAGACGGCAUAACCCGCAGUACUUAUGAAUUUCUUUCUUCGGAGUCAGAAAAGCCAGCUGAUGAAAAUGGAUGGAUUUCUUCCUUGAGUCCAGAGAAACUAACCUUAUGCAGGAUGGCUCCCCUUUUCAUGCAUUAUGUUGUUGGAGCAAAUUUUUACUGGCUUUUAGUGGAAGGAAUUUACCUCUACAGGUUAUUAGUAGCUACUGUGCUGUUUGAGAAACAUCAGCUGCUGAGAUACAUCUUCAUUGGAUGGGGUUUUCCAGUUUUGUUUGUAGCUUCUUGGGCAAUAAUAAAAUACCACUGGGAGCAAGUAGAAUGCUGGUCAACAAAUGAAACCAUGACCGUCUGGUGGAUCAUUCGAGGACCCAUAUUAUUCUCCAUUGUUGUUAAUUUCUGCAUCUUCCUGAAGAUUCUGAAACUGUUACUUUCUAAACUUAAAGCCCAGCAGAUGACCUUUCGUGACUAUAAGUUCAGAUUGGCAAGGUCAACUCUUGUGUUAAUACCUUUACUUGGAAUUCAUGAGACGGUUUUUAAUUUCAUCAUGGAUGAUCAUGUUGAAGGAUUCUCCAGGCAUGUCAAAACCUUCAUCCAGCUAACCAUCGGCUCUUUCCAUGGUUUUCUCGUAGCACUUUUAUAUUGCUUUUAUAAUGGCGAGGUAAGGGCUGAAUUACGCAAACAGUGGUCUCGUUUCUUGCUAGCGGGCCCCUUUGUCUAUAUGCCCUGCUUUCUUGGAAAGAACAUCAAGCGCUUAAGAAAAUGUCCAAAUAAACCGCAUUUGAGCAAUAACGGUCUUUCCGCUGAGGUGAUGCAGCCUGCCAAGAAGCAAGCAGCCAAGGUGAGAACUUGCUGCAAUGUGGAACGAGGCCCCGCAGCAAGACACAACCUCAGACCAAAUGCUUCUGACAGCAGAAAAGAAGAAAUUGCAAAUGGGGAGACCAUUGAAGAAGCCUUGGAUGAAAAUUAGGUUUUGAAUUUUAAGGGGGAAAAAAUGGAUUUGCUAGGAUCUAUCUUUUGCACGGAUGCAACUGGAAUUAAAGAUCCUGUGGAAAAGGAAAACAGCUUUGGGACAUUCCCCCCUCCCCAAUCCCUUCUUCAUUUUGUCAGUAAAUCAAAUAUUGGCAUAGGCUAGGAGCUGCAACGGGUCACUUUUCUUGCUUCUCAGGAACUGGACCUACUAUCAACACUAUAUGGGAUAAACUGAUCUCACACACACACACACAGUGAGAGCCUGCUGCUCCCUCUGAAACUUCCACUAUUAGAUCCACCAGAGGCUGACUGCUAUUCUGAGUGAACCAAGGAUCUGAUCCCAGGAGGCUGCACUUCGGGACAUCAAGGCCUUUUUUAAUGAUGCCACUGAAACAAGGAGCUAAAUGCACCAAAUGAAUAACGGAAAUGGUCUGAGAGUCAGUUUGCUCGCCAUACAUUUGAAAUCUUGCAUGUAUUCAUCUGAAAGUAUAUUUUUCAGCCUUUGCUAAAAUAAUAGUUAAAUCAGAGCUACCAUGGACACAGUUAUUAAUUGCUUUGUCUUUCAAUAUAUUUUUGCAAGUCCUAAUUUCUGUUAUCCUUCCAAUAUAUCUAUAAAGCAAAUCAUUAUGACUUCCAUUAUGCAGAUAGAAAAUUAGUUUGACUUAAGCCAGAGCAGAAAAAUCUGAGAAGUUUGAAACAGCUGGAUGAAAUGAAAAAAAAAAUGGGGAGAAAUAGGGAGUUAAGAGACUGCUGUAUGAACAGAUCUUAUUUCGCAGUCACACAAGCUGUGAUACAACUUAAAAAGGCAAGAUGAGGAAGCAAUCAAGGGAGUUGGCAAGCAAUUGGAAAGGAUUCAUUUAGGAAUGUGCUCUCAAUGUUUUUGUUUUAAGGGAAAUAUGACAGAAGCUCUUAUCUCUUUCAUCUCUGCCUAUGUUUCAUCUUCAAAUAUUCCUCAACUGUAUUUCUUUCCAGAGGAGAGAGAAUAGAGAAUCUCCAAGCUCCAAAGUAGCCAGAAGCAUCUGCAUUCUGUCCCUAGAUUCAUGAGAAAUGCUGGCUUUCUUCCUCCACCAUCCUGAGUUUUGGGUUACCUUAAGUUACUGUUUUAUUUUACUGCAUACAUUGGCCAGUAGCUGGGUGCUGCAGUGUUUUCUUUCCUUGCCAGUUGAUGGCUUUUGCCCUUGCUCCAAGAAUUAGGUUUAUCUAAUAAAUAUGGAAACAUCAACAUGAUAUUGCACAUGAGUUUAGUUUAAUCUGAGUUUAGAUCUAAACUAAAUUAGCCUUAGUUUAAUCAUAAUCAUUGUUCUUAAUAACUCAGGAAUCUAUCAUAAUGUUUACAGUAUCUCAUAUAGUUAUUGUAAAACAGGACUUUUACCAUAGAGAAGUUCAAAGACUUCCUACUUAUACCCAUUCUCCUAAGGUAAAGGAAUUGGCUUUGUGCUAUGGGUUGGCUUUGUGUUAUGGGUAGCUGGUGGUUGGAGACUGGAAAAGUGGGCACAGACCUAGAUGCACAAACAACUGAAAGCUAAAUGAAGCAAAUACCAACCAUACCAACUCCAGAAGCUCCAACAGUCAAUAACCAGCCUGCAACUGGUACAACAUUUUCCUCUUGCAGCCUUUGUUUUAAUGGUAGGACCAAGGAAUCCAAAAUUAGUAUUUUAUUACCAACAGAAAAGGGAGUAAAAUGAAAUGAAAAAUAUUUAUUCCUAAUUAAUAGAAAGCUGCUGUUUCUAAUACAGAAUAGAAAGAGGAAACAGUAAUAUAAUUAGUAGAUAUAUCUUGAUUCAAGGGGAAAAAAGAAGGGAUUUAAUAGCAUCAGAAUCUGGAAAGAAACUUAAACAUGAUAAAUGGAUUUAAAUAGAGAGAACAAGGCAUGAAAAAAGAGAAAUAGAAAUGAAAAGAACAGAUGCUAAAAUAACUUUUAGAUAAAUUAGUAGCCUGCAGGAGAGGUGGGUGAGGAAGAUAGAUGAAGCCUGACUGAGCAACUAUGACAUCCAUGAGUAUAUAAAACCAAGAAUUCUUGAUAGACACUGGCUUGUACACUCUGGGCUAAACUGUAAUAUAUGAUUUAUGAUUGAAUCUUCUAUGGCUUAGUAUGAAGUAUGAACUGGGUGGCAUUGGCUUACUCAAAAUCCAGUGGGACGUAUGUACCUUGCAAAUGAGUUAUAGAUCAGAUAAUAAUAGUUUUCAAGAAGUUGGUAUAGUUUCAUCUGCAAACUUUUGUAGCUGAUUGUGGGAUUCUUCUGAUUUUGUUUCAGGGCAGGGAGGAGCUGUUUGUUUCUUUUUAAAAAACUUUAAUUGUUUUGCACCAAUUUUCCUUCUGUUGUGGAUCUUGCAGGUUUUUUUUUCCCCUCCUCUCUUAGCACCAAGUAUUAGUAAAGAAAAACAUUAUGUCAUCAUCACAGGAGAUAAACCCCAAAUGGCCAUUUGAAUUGCAAACACUUUGGCAUAUUCCAAAGAAACUUCAUUCUAGCCCUUCUGAAAUUAAUGGGACUUAUUUCCAUGCGUCUCCAUUUACAAACAUGUGCCCCACAUGCUAAAAACAUCAGCUCCUCUGAGGCAAGCUUACACACUCUGGGAUUCAUCUCCCUACUGAAAUGCUAAAGCAAUGUUUAUACAAGGGAAGUUGUAUAAUCCCUGUUCUAUAUCAUUAUUCUGGUCAGAAGGCUCCCCAGUUAAUAAGCAAAUCUCUCCCUUUGGUCAACGAGGAAUGAGUAGUUUGUACACAAAGUCCCUUAGCAGGGUUUCUCUAAAUAGGCAGGUAGAGCAUCACCCAUCAAACUUUUACUUGUCUAUAUGCAUAUGAAGGGCAGGAGGUUUUUUAAUUAUCAUCUGGGAGACACUGAAUAGGCAACAAUGCCAUUGCUUUAGAUCAACUUUGUUUGAAGACCUGCUAAAAAUUAUUUUUAUUAUAAAAUACUCAAAUAAAAUAAGUCAAAGCAAAAUCAUUCUUAAA
Molecule: messenger RNA, 4947 nt
Organism: Crotalus tigris (Tiger rattlesnake)
Lineage: Eukaryota; Metazoa; Chordata; Lepidosauria; Squamata; Viperidae
Gene: GLP2R
Product: glucagon like peptide 2 receptor
Exons: 13
Coding region: 454-1992 (512 amino acids)
Biological process (GO): adenylate cyclase-modulating G protein-coupled receptor signaling pathway; cell surface receptor signaling pathway
Cellular component (GO): plasma membrane
Molecular function (GO): peptide hormone binding; glucagon receptor activity
Source: RefSeq, a predicted model, not a curated record